Molecule: messenger RNA, 8091 nt
Organism: Dalotia coriaria
Lineage: Eukaryota; Metazoa; Arthropoda; Insecta; Coleoptera; Staphylinidae
Exons: 8
Coding region: 87-8018 (2643 amino acids)
Source: RefSeq, a predicted model, not a curated record
UGUGAAGAAUUUCAUUACAAUUACCGCUUUUUCUUCGAUUAUUUUCUAUUAUAAAGUUAAUUACGCAUGUGUAACAUUAUACAACAAUGAGUGCAAUACCAGAUAUUGGAGAUCUCCACCUGGACGUGAAGAUUUUCACCGCAGUCAAGUACUACACGAGCGGGAAUGUCAGCGAAGAGAUAAUCAAAUUACUGGAAGAUGGCGGUGCGCAACGUUUGAAAUACUUCAGCGAUUUCGUCUCUCACGUGAUUUGCGGCAGCUCCGGCGUCCGCGAGAGCGAUCUAACCGACGCGGAUGACAUCUACGAGAUCCCCGCGGUGGGUGAGCGCUGGGUGCUCACCUGCGCUCGCAGUAAAACACUCGUAAACACCAAAGGCUUCCUCUAUACCGACAAGAAUCUCUUCUCGUCAUUGGUCGUCACUACAUCGGGACUCCUCCCACACGAUCGCAAUGCCAUCUGGGCAAUGGUCACCUAUAAUGGCGGCGUGUUUAAAGGCGCACUGGACGGCGUUACACACUUAAUUUGCACGUCGGUAAAAUGCCCAAAGUACCAACAAUGUGGGCACAGCGGUUUGGUAACUGUAGUGACACCCGAUUGGAUUGUCGAAUGUCUAAAAGCAAAAGCAUUGGUUCCUCAUGAGCAGUAUCAUCCUAAACGCGUGAUUGAGAUGAAGCCACAUAGCGAUACUAGUAGAAUAACAGGGUUUGAAGUUGAAGGUGAUGAUGAACAGCAACCUGUCGAGGUUGCUAAGAAAUUGGCAAUGGAUAAACUACGGAAUGAGAUGCCCUGGAUGCAGAAUUUAACACAGGGUGCGCCUAGGAUGACCCAAGUUCAAGGGCAAGUUCAAGGUCAAAGUCAAGGUCAAAACAAUGAUGAGGAGGAUGAAGAGGCAAAGAAACAGGCGAGUAUACGCGAGUUGUGGAAGCAGAUGCCUUGGAAUCAAAAGGUGUUCAGAGAUCCGAGUACAGCUACGUCGCCGCCACGAAGACCCCCUGGACCUUCGCAGAGUCCUGCUCCCGGAAGGGUUACACCGGCUUCCACGCCUGGGUUGAGGAGUACUACUCCUAAUAGUGGGUAUCAGUAUGUACAAUCACCACAACAGCAGCAGCAACAACAACAACAGGUGAUGCAAAGCCCCCAAGGGCAAAAUGGACAAAGUCAAGGUCAGGUUCAAGGUCAGAUGAUGCCUAGUCCACAGGGUCAACAGGUGCAGAUGAUGCAGAGUCCGCAAGGCGGGCAGAUUCUGCAGAGUCCGCAGCAUAUGUUGCAAUCGCCACAGCAUACGAUGCCAUCACCUUCACAACAACAACAACAACAGGUAUCUCAAGGUCAAACGCAAGUGCAGGGUCAAAAUGUUCAGAACAAUGAGAAUUCGUUUUUGUACAAGUAUAUCGAGCAGAAUAUGCAGGAUACGAAGAAGGUUCCUGUACAAAUGCAACAACAAGUACAACAGGUACAACAGGUGCAAAUUCCGCAGGUUUCUCAAGGUCAGCAAGCACCUAAUGCACAACAGACGGCGUUUUUGCAGCAGAUGCGCCAGAGGCAACAACAGAAACAAGCGCAGUUGUUGCAGCAACAACAACAACAACAACAGGGUAUGCAACAAGUUGGUCAAGGUGGAUUGCAACAACCUCAACAAGGUUUACAGCAAGUUCAACAGGUACAACAGGUGCAGCAAGUACAACAGCAGCAGUUGUUGCAACAACCGCAACAGUUGCAACAACAAAUGCGACCUGUGUUAAGACCACAGAUGCAACAACAGAUACAAAUGUUACCAUCGGGUCAGAGGGUUUUGAUUAACCCGAAUCAACAUCAGUUGUUGUUGCAACAACAGCAGCAGCAGCAACAGCAGCAACAGAAGAUGUUUAAUCAGCAACAAAUGCAGAUACCGCAGUCACCUACACAGAAUUUAAUGGUUCAACAAUCGCAGGGUGUUCAGGUACCUGUACAACAGCAACAACAACAGCAGCAGGGGAUGAUGCAACAGAAGAUGAUGCAGCAACAACAACAACCACAGCAGAUGUUUACUCAACAACAAGUUAUGAUGCAACAACAACAGCAACAACCUGGUAUGCAACCGAAUAUGAUGCCGCCGCAACAACAGCAACAACAACCUGAUAUGAUGCAACAUGUUGUUUCACAACAGUCUAUUGUUAGUCAACAAUCACAAGUCGUACAACAACAACAACAACAACAACAGCAGCAGGGGAUGAUGCAACAGCAGAUUAUGCAACCGCAGAUGAUGCAACAACAACCUCAACAACAGGGUAUGAUGCAACAGGUGCCCAUGGGUCCACAGACUGUUGUCACACAACAUCAACAUCAGCUAAUGUCACCACCACCUCAACAACAACAGAUUUUACAACAGCAACAACAACAACAUGUACAACCCAAUAUGACACCCCCGCAACAGUUGUUGCAAUCACCACAAGGUCAUCAACAGAAGGUUAAUAUAAUGCAACAACAACAACAACAGCAACACGUCAUGCAACAACAGGUUGUAAUGUCACAAGGGCAGCCUCCUAAUCUAGUUCAAUUGGGUGGUGUACAACAGCAACAACCACAACAACAAGUAGGUCUUAUCAUGGGACAACCUUUCAGACAACAGGUGCAGAAUGUACAACAACAGGGACAGUUUAUUAAUUUUAUGUUGAGAAAUCGUCCAGAGAUUCAUACAUCAGCAAUGAGUGCAAUACCAGACAUUGGAGAUCUCCACCUGGACGUGAAGAUUUUCACCGCAGUCAAGUACUACACGAGCGGGAAUGUCAGCGAAGAGAUAAUCAAAUUACUGGAAGAUGGCGGUGCGCAACGUUUGAAAUACUUCAGCGAUUUUGUCUCGCACGUGAUUUGCGGCAGCUCCGGCGUCCGCGAGAGCGAUCUAACCGAUGCGGAUGACAUCUACGAGAUCCCCGCGGUGGGUGAGCGCUGGGUGCUCACCUGCGCCCGCAGUAAAACACUCGUAAACACCAAAGGCUUCCUCUAUACCGACAAGAAUCUCUUCUCGUCAUUGGUCGUCACUACAUCGGGACUCCUCCCACACGAUCGCAAUGCCAUCUGGGCAAUGGUCACCUAUAAUGGCGGCGUGUUUAAAGGCGCACUGGACGGCGUUACACACUUAAUUUGCACGUCGGUAAAAUGCCCAAAGUACCAACAAUGUGGGCACAGCGGUUUGGUAACAGUAGUAACACCCGAUUGGAUUGUUGAAUGUCUUAAAGCAAAAGCCUUAGUCCCGCAUGAGCAAUACCAUCCUAAACGCGUGAUUGAGAUGAAGCCACACAGCGAUACCAGUAGAAUAACUGGGUUUGAAGUUGAAGGGGAUGAUGAACAGCAACCUGUUGAAGUUGCGAAGAAGUUGGCUAUGGAUAAGUUGCGGAAUGAGAUGCCAUGGAUGCAGAAUUUAACACAGGGUGCGCCUAGGAUGGUUCAAGGACAAGGGCAAGUUCAAGGUCAAAGUCAAAGUCAAAACAAUGAUGAGGAGGAUGAAGAGGCAAAGAAACAGGCGAGUAUUCGAGAGUUGUGGAAGCAGAUGCCGUGGAAUCAGAAGGUGUUCAGGGAUCCGAGUACAGCAACGUCGCCGCCUCGAAGACCCCCUGGACCUUCACAAAGUCCUGCUCCCGGGAGAGUAACACCGGCAUCCACUCCUGGGUUGAGGAGUACUACACCUAAUAGUGGGUAUCAGUAUGUACAAUCACCACAGCAGCAGCAGCAACAACCGCAGCAGGUGAUGCAAAGCCCCCAAGGGCAAAAUGGACAAAGUCAAGGUCAAGUUCAAGGUCAGAUGAUGCCCAGUCCGCAGGGUCAACAGGUGCAGAUGAUGCAGAGCCCGCAAGGCGGGCAGAUUCUGCAAAGUCCGCAGCAUAUGUUGCAGUCGCCGCAGCAUACGAUGCCGUCACCCUCACAACAACAACAACAACAACAGGUAUCUCAAGGUCAAACACAAGUGCAGGGUCAAAAUGUUCAGAACAAUGAGAAUUCGUUUUUGUAUAAGUAUAUCGAGCAGAAUAUGCAGGAUACAAAAAAGGUUCCUGUGCAAAUGCAACAACAAGUACAACAGGUGCAACAGGUGCAAAUCCCGCAGGUUUCUCAAGGUCAGCAAGCACCUAAUGCGCAACAGACGGCGUUUUUGCAGCAGAUGCGCCAAAGGCAACAACAGAAACAAGCACAGUUGUUGCAGCAACAACAGCAACAACAACAACAACAGGGUAUGCAACAAGUUGGUCAAGGUGGAUUGCAACAACCUCAACAAGGUUUACAACAAGUUCAACAAGUACAACAGGUACAGCAGGUACAACAGCAACAGUUGUUGCAACAACCGCAACAGUUGCAACAACAAAUGCGGCCUGUGUUAAGACCACAGAUGCAACAACAGAUACAAAUGUUGCCAUCGGGGCAGAGGGUUUUGAUUAAUCCGAAUCAACAUCAGUUGUUGUUGCAACAACAGCAGCAGCAGCAGCAGAAGAUGUUUAAUCAACAACAAAUGCAAAUCCCGCAGUCGCCUACACAGAAUUUAAUGGUACAACAACCACAGGGUGUUCAGGUACCUGUACAACAGCAACAACAACAACAGCAAGGGAUGAUGCAACAGAAAAUGAUGCAGCAACAACAACAACCACAGCAGAUGUUUACACAACAACAAGUUAUGAUGCAACAACAACAACAACAACCUGGUAUGCAACCGAAUAUGAUGCCUCCACAACAACAACAACAACCUGAUAUGAUGCAACAUGUUGUCUCACAACAGUCUAUUGUUAGUCAACAAUCACAAGUUGUACAACAACAACAACAACAACAACAGCAGCAGGGGAUGAUGCAACAGCAGAUUAUGCAACCGCAGAUGAUGCAACAACAACCUCAACAACAGGGUAUGAUGCAACAGGUGCCCAUGGGUCCACAGACUGUUGUCACACAACAUCAACAUCAGCUAAUGUCACCACCACCUCAACAACAACAGAUUUUACAACAGCAACAACAACAACAUGUACAACCCAAUAUGACACCUCCGCAACAGUUGUUGCAAUCACCACAGGGUCAUCAACAGAAGGUUAAUAUAAUGCAACAACAACAACAACAGCAACACGUCAUGCAACAACAGGUUGUAAUGUCACAAGGGCAGCCUCCUAAUCUAGUUCAAUUGGGUGGUGUACAACAGCAACAACCACAACAACAAGUGGGUCUUAUCAUGGGACAACCUUUCAGACAACAGGUGCAGAAUGUACAACAACAGGGACAGUUUAUUAAACAGGGUAACUUCCCACAACAGUUUGUACAACAACAACAACAACAGGUACCUGGUCAAGGACAAGUCCAAGGACAAUUUAUACAAAAUGUUCAAAAUGUACAACAAGGUCAAUUCCCACAACAGCAACAACAACAACAGGUACAGGUCUCAGGACAACAACAGAUCAUCACCCAGAGUCCAACUCAACCCAGUCAAGGUCAGGGACCUGUUUGGCAACAACAGGUUAUCCGCCAGGCGGUACCCGGAGGUCCCACUGGUGCUAGAGUACAAUGGCCCGGUGGUCAACUCCCGCAGAGACAAUACAUCCAACUGGAUGCACAGACUCAUCAACAACUUCAACAGAUGGCGCCUGAGGAACGCAUUCAAUUCGUUAAUUCCCUGAGGGCGAAACAACGCGCAUUAGCGCAACGACAACAAUUGUUACAACUGCAACAACAACGCGCACCUGGUGGACAUAUUGUUGUACGCGGGCAGGUACCACCCGGACUCACACCGCAACAACACCUGCAAUGGUUACAACAACACAAACAAGGUGUUGUACUACAACAGACUGUCGGACCACAACAACAACAACAGCAACAACCUGGUCUAAGCCCAAUACAACAACAACAACCAGGUGGGGUGGUGUCACAGGUACAGGUUCCUGUACAACAGGGUGUUGCACAGUUUGACCAACCACAGAUCCGGCCCAAUUUACGUGUUCAUCAGUUACAACUGCAACGGGAGCAGGUGCAAGCCCAGACACAACCUCAAGGUCAACCCGGAGGGCAGAAUCAGGUUAUACAGGGUGUGCAGAAUGUGCAGGUGCAAGGUGUGCAGAGUUUACCAGGUGGGAAUAAGCCUUUGAUACAACAACAGGCGUCAGCUGUACAACCGGGUAUACUUCAAGGUCAACAGGGUCAAAUGGAUGGCACGCAGUUUACGAGGGGGAAAACUGCGUUGGCGAAUAUGUUGAGUAUUAAACUAAGCGGAGGUCAAGCGAUUUCCGGUGAGAAUUUACAGGAACCCAGCGCGGCUGGUACGCUGAGAUUAAUGACAGCUCAGCAUAAUGCCGCGUUGAAUAAUAAUAGUAAUAGAGCGCAGGAGAUUUUGGCUCUGCAGCAGCAGCAGCCGCAACAACCGCAGAGGAGGUUGAAUGUGAACACACCGCAGUUGUUGGAUCAACAGAUCAGACCACAAGUGGGUGUUGUAGGUGGCGUUGGUAUGGGUGUGGUUCCAGCAGGGCAGGCAACUGCUAGUGGUGGCGCUGGUGUCGCACAGGAUAAGUUAUUCUCAGCGCGUAGUGUGUUGCCUAUACAACAUCGUCCUGGGACUUAUUACGGGCAUAAUCCUAACCUAAAACUACCUCCUGAAUUGUUUUUAUUGGGUUGUAUUUUCGUCGUGGUGGAAAUAGAGGAUAUGCUCAACGAGGAAGUCCCUGAUUGGUCGAAAAUCAUCGAGAAACAUGGCGGCGAGAUCGAAAAGCAGUACUGUUCACGCAUCACGCAUGUGUUAUGCAGGUCACAGCGACACGGCGUGGUUAUGCAAGCGUUGCGAGACUUCAAACGCUGCGUGACUGUUCAUUGGUUGAAUGAUGUCAUUGAGAGGGGACAAGUGCUGCCACCGUGGAUGGCGCUGCAUUUACCAGCGAUGAAUCUCGAUAGUAAUCCUGCAAGUAAACAUCUUAUUUCUUUAUCGGGAUUCACAGGCGCUGAUCGUGAUCGUGUCAAAACCAUGAUUGAAGCUAUAGGUGCAGGAUGUACAACUUACUUCUCACAACAUAAUACACUGCUUGUGACUGCGAAGUUUGAAGGAGCUAAGUGUACCAAAGCUAAACAAUGGACGAUUCCGGUUGUGAAUGUGCAAUGGCUGACUGAGGUUAUGUUGGGCAACUUUAGUUCACUCAAUCAGACUGAACACGUGAAGUAUCAACAGUUUGGUGAUCAACCCAACUUUUGUUUUGAUCCUUCGUUAGUUCCUACACUUAUGCAAGCAUGGAAAAUGCCGAUUAACAUCUCUCAGGAGUCAUAUGAGAGGGUUAAACGUAGUGCUUCGCCUGUAUCACUUCCUAAAAGCAAGAAAAUCAAGACUGAACACGCGGAUUCGACCGAGAAGAUCGAAAAAGAUGAGAAACCGGAUGUUGAAGUGGGGGUGACAAGUCCUGCGCAUUUUAUCACACUCAGUGCGAGGUGUGCUAAGCAACAAGAGCUUAGAAGCAUCAUAAAGAAUUUAGGAGGAUCUUGCACGUCUGACCCGAUGAAAACCAACUAUUUCGUCGUUUCGAAACUGGUACUCACCCGCAAUUUACUCCUAAGCCUCUGUCAUGCUAACAUUAAAAUAGUGACAGAAGCAUGGCUGCAUGAAUCAUCCCGCGCAGCUAAAUUCAUCGAUGAAACACCCUACAUCCCCGACGCGAAAGAAUUCAACCAACAAUACGGUUGUGAUUUUAACCUCACUUUAGCAACGGCGAAUCGACACCGCCUGCUUGAAGGCCGUGACUUCUUCGUCACGCCAUCUGUCGUCCAGCGACGUACAUUAGUCGAUUGUAUAACCGCUGCAGGCGGCAGAGUGGAAGGAGUUCGCCGCCCAGCAGGACGCAUUGAAAUGACACAAAUCAACGCGCCGUAUUCCUAUGUCAUCAUCGCCGAUGAAAAGGAUCUGCAUUUAGUCGGGGAUUUAUUGAAACGAGAGAAUAAGAUUGUCUGCAGUAAGGAAAUCGUCACGUCCGCCAUCUUGAAGCAGACGUUCGAGAUUGAACCGUUUUUGUUGCGUGUGCUGCCAAACAAAGCAGAAGAAUAAUUUUGUUUGUUUAAAAUAAGAUAAUAUUGUUUAUAAUGUUAAGAUUUAAACAAGAACCAUUUAUAUUUAUUUA